Molecule: messenger RNA, 1262 nt
Organism: Phragmites australis (common reed)
Lineage: Eukaryota; Viridiplantae; Streptophyta; Magnoliopsida; Poales; Poaceae
Product: protein-tyrosine-phosphatase IBR5-like
Exons: 5
Coding region: 188-997 (269 amino acids)
Biological process (GO): protein dephosphorylation; negative regulation of MAP kinase activity; auxin-activated signaling pathway
Cellular component (GO): nucleus
Molecular function (GO): MAP kinase phosphatase activity; protein tyrosine/serine/threonine phosphatase activity
Source: RefSeq, a predicted model, not a curated record
GAGAGGGAUUGAGAGCCGAGAUAAACUGUCUGUGCGCAAGAGGAUCAGCCGUUCCCAUACCUGCCCUGUCGAUCAGAUCCAAACGUAGCAGCUCCAAGGUCGGGCACCCACACGAUCCCACCGCCUCCUAUGGCUCGCCGGGAUUGAGCAGGGCGGCGGCGGAAGGAGAGAGAGGGGAGGGGACCAGAUGAGGAAGCGGGAGAGGGAGAACCCGUGCGGGAUCUGCGGGCACUACCACAAGUACGAGGAGGGGGAAGUUUGCGGGGUGUGCGGCCACCGGUGGAAGGCGUCGGAGGGGGAGGGUGUCCCGGCGAGGCACGAGUCCGCCUUCCCUACCGAGGUGCUCAAGGACUUCCUCUUCCUCGGGAGCUACGACAACGCCUCCCGCUCCGAGGUCCUCAAGACGCUCAGCAUCUCCCACAUCCUCAACACUGUGCCUGCUUGCCAAAAUCUAUACAAGAAUUCAUUCACGUAUCACAAUCUUCAACAUGACAGGCCUUUGGAUUUUGAUGAGGCAAACCAGUUUCUAGAACAAUGUGAAAGAGAUAAAUCACGUGUUCUUGUUCAUUGCAUGACUGGAAAAAACAGGUCAGCAGCUAUUGUUGCAGCCUUCUUGAUGAAGUCUAGAGGAUGGAGACUUGCUCAGUCUUUCCAGUGGGUGAAAGAUCGGCGACCGCAGGUUCAACUUGCAGAUGCUUCUCAGCAUGAGCUUCUAGAGUACGAGCAGAAGCUUUUUGGAUCCAGUGUUCAAUCGUUGGUUCCCACUGAAUCAUUUGCUUCUCUUGGAUUUGGUUUCCCAAAACCAGCAGGUGACAUCCAAGCACCUACGUGCAACCAAAUGACUCUGCCAUCCAUAUUCGAGCGAGUCAGCCCAAAUAAUGUUCCUGCUAAUUUCACUUUUGGAGCUGAGAGGACAGUAGGAGUCAACCCUCAAGAAAACAAUAACAAUGGCAGCGUCAACCCAACUUCGACUGAUAACCUGAUGGACAGCUCUUAAGAUGAUUUCACUUGGCACUGUUGAAUCUCCAUGUCGGGGAAGUAACCUAAUGCCAGGUGUACCGAAAUGGUUCUGGCAACUGGUUUAGAUUUCAGCGAGGUAUUUUGCAUUUUGUACAAUUGAGAAAUGGUUCUGGCAACUGACCUUGUGCUGUAGAACGAAUAUGGCCGUAGGCCUGGCAAUUGAUGCUGGAAACACUGGUUGGUGGCUCAUAUUUCGGUUCCUUCCUUGUAUGACUGGGCUGCUUGAACUUGUUUUACUUUUA